UGAAUUGUGAAGUGGGAGUAGCAUUUAUUCUGCGAGAAGAAGUGUGCUGCAAUCGUGAUUAGUAUCGGAGCUUCACGGCAUCCAUCUUGCUUGCACACCACAUUCUCCCCUCUUUGCCAAUCAUGGAUGCCGUGGAACAGGGUGAUGCAGAUCCCAACCUUCCAUUGUUGAUCGUCGGACCGUCUGGAUCAGGAAAGACGUUCGAAUUGACUGUUCAAGCGAUUCGUGAAAUUAACAUCAGACUAAAUGCGCAAAAUGGAGAUGAUCACACUCAUAUGAAGGCUCUUUGCAUGACUCCUUUCAAUACGGCAACGUCACAUCUAAUGGCAAAGUUCGCGAAAGGAUUAGAUGUCGUCAUUGCAGAGGGCAAUCUUGUACUUGCCCAACAAAGACCGCCAAUCGUUGAUCCUGUUUGCACAACAAUUCAUCAUACAUGCAGAAAAUGGCUGGCAGCAUAUGGGCACUUGAUCGAUCAACCAAAUAUGGCAGAAGUGUGUUCAGAAGAAAGAGCAAAGCGAUUAUUGGAGCUAUUGCAAAGCCUUGAGCAUAAUGAUGAAUUUUACGAGCGAAAUCAAGAUAUCUGGAAUCAAGACAUAGAGCGAGUACGAAUUGAAAUGGUGGAAGAAUUAACAUUGGGCGUUCGAAGCUUUGAGUUCUUGGAAAGUGCGAUACUGGCAGCUCGAACUUGUAAAAAUGACGGUGCAUUUGCCUUGACUCUGCAAGAGAUCAUCCGCUUAUACAAGAUCAAUGAUUUUCGCCUCGUGGACGACAUCUUUGCAAGAUUUACAGAAGCGCAAAUUUUCGCUGCAAUUGAUUUCUUUCCAUGGUACGACGAAAUUUUGCGACAUAAUCGUUUGUACGACUUUGAAGAUUUGGUCAUCUUUGGUCUGCGUUUGGUCAAUAUGCACGCUCGUCAUAUCACGAAAGCGGAGAAGAUUGGCCUAAUUGUUAUAGACGACUUUCAGAACAGCUCUGAACAGCAACGGCGCUUCCUCAAAGCACUAAUGAGCGCUGAGGGGAAUCCGAUCAAAUUGAUGGUAGCCUGUAACGAUCAUCACAUUGCACAAACUGAAGGUGGGCGAUUGGAGGAUCUUGAUCGAACGGCUUAUGCAUUUACAGGCGCUCCAAUUUCCUUUUCGCCAGACGAACUCAUGGCAGGAGUACUGCCUGUGGGGGCACUAUACCAACAUGUAGACUACAGAAUCAAUUGGAGAAGCUCUUCCAAUAUCCAGCAAGUCGCAUAUGGAAUUUUCAACCGUCAUCUACUCAAUUUCAACCGUGAAGGAUUACAAUACCAGCCCGUCGCGGUGGGAUCUCACAGUAUUGCAGCAGAAGCACGAUUUAUCCAAGAAGAGGUAGACAGGAUUCAUCUUGAGGAUCGAGGUAGGGGAGAAAGUUUAAGUUCAGUAAGUAGAGCAACGAUACCGCUGUACACGUUUACGGCAUUAACUUUUCUUCAUCCGACAGGUGGCAAUUAUGACAAGAACGAAUGCCAAUGUUCGUUUUUUAGUUGAUGCAUUGACGAGAAGAAAUCGCCUAGGUGGUGAAUACUGUCCCAUCAGAGUUAUGGUGGGUAUCAUAACCGACGCAGCAUUUUUUCCAAUCACUAACAUUCCUUCAUGAG
Meira miltonrushii is the source of this 1624-nucleotide messenger RNA. Its product is annotated as P-loop containing nucleoside triphosphate hydrolase protein. The record is from RefSeq and is a predicted model, not a curated record. Gene Ontology annotation, biological process: recombinational repair. The transcript has a single exon. NCBI's taxonomy places the organism in Eukaryota, Fungi, Basidiomycota, Exobasidiomycetes, Exobasidiales, Brachybasidiaceae. Gene Ontology annotation, molecular function: 3'-5' DNA helicase activity; DNA binding; ATP binding. The coding region runs from base 123 to 1514 and encodes 463 amino acids.